This is a messenger RNA of Elephantulus edwardii (Cape elephant shrew), 963 nucleotides long. RefSeq names its product olfactory receptor 10A4-like. The record is from RefSeq and is a predicted model, not a curated record. Gene Ontology annotation, molecular function: G protein-coupled receptor activity; olfactory receptor activity. Bases 1 to 963 code for a protein of 320 amino acids. Gene Ontology annotation, cellular component: membrane. The transcript has a single exon. NCBI's taxonomy places the organism in Eukaryota, Metazoa, Chordata, Mammalia, Macroscelidea, Macroscelididae. Gene Ontology annotation, biological process: G protein-coupled receptor signaling pathway.
AUGAACGUCAGUUGUUCCUUGUGGCAGGAAAAUGGCAUAUCUGUCAAACAUUUUGCAUUUGCCAAAUUCUCUGAGGUCACUGAACAAUGUUUUCUUCUGUUUACCCUCAUCCUACUCAUGUUCUUAGCAUCUCUGACAGGAAAUGCUCUCAUAGCCCUUACCAUCUGCACCAACCCAGUGCUGCACACUCCCAUGUACUUCUUCCUGGCCAACUUGUCUUUCCUGGAGAUUGGCUACACUUGCUCUGUCAUACCCAAGAUGUUGCAGAGCCUUGUGAGUGAGGCCAGAGGGAUCUCUCGGGUGGGUUGUGCCACACAGAUGUUUUUCUUUAUAUUAUUUGGUAUCAGUGAAUGCUGCCUUUUGGCUGCCAUGGCUUUUGACCGCUAUCUGGCCAUAUGCUCCCCACUCCACUAUGCAACACGAAUGAGUCAUGAGAUGUGUGCCAAUUUGGCAAUGAUAUCUUGGGGGGUGGGAUGUCUUGUUGGUCUUGGCCAGACAAACUACGUUUUCUCAUUGGAUUUCUGUGGCCCCUGUGAGAUAGACCACUUCUUCUGUGAUCUCCCACCCAUUCUGGCACUUGCUUGUGGUGACACCGCCCACAUUGAGGUUGCAGUCUUUGUUGUAGUUAGCCUUUGCAUUUCCAGUCCAUUUGUACUGAUUAUUGCCUCCUAUGUCAGAAUUCUAGCUGCAGUACUGGUCAUGCCCUCACCUGAAGGCCGCCAUAAAGCUCUCUCCACCUGUUCUUCACAUCUACUGGUAGUAACAUUGUUUUAUGGGUCAGCCUCUAUCACUUACCUGAGGCCCAAAGCGAACCAUUCACCAGGAACUGACAAACUCCUAGCUCUUUUUUAUACAGUGGUGACAUCUACCUUCAAUCCCAUCAUCUAUAGUUUACGGAACAAGGAAGUCAAGGCAGCCCUUUGGAGAAUUCUGGAGAAGAAAAAGAUUUUGACUCAUGUUUAG